This is a messenger RNA of Malaclemys terrapin pileata, 4281 nucleotides long. RefSeq lists its product as uncharacterized. The transcript is spliced from 3 exons. The record is from RefSeq and is a predicted model, not a curated record. NCBI's taxonomy places the organism in Eukaryota, Metazoa, Chordata, Testudines, Emydidae. Bases 1071 to 2792 code for a protein of 573 amino acids.
CGAGCCCACCCGCCUCCGCCGAGCCCUUGCCUGCGUGGUCUCUCCGUCAUAGGCCAGGGCGUCCAGCCCGCCCUGGGCCCCGCUCUCUCCCCUUCCGGCAGGCCGGGGUUUAAAGCGGCGUGUUUUGUAAAAUAACCGCGUGGGGCGGCGGGGAGUCCCCGUGUCCCUGACGCGACAGGCUCGCGGGCAGGCGUUGGGGGGGCGACUUUCUACACAAACAGAUGGUGUCAUUGUGGAAAGUGUUUCAGAGGCAAAAGGCCCGAGCUGGGAGGAAGGCAGCGGCGGGGAGAAGCUGCCCCCGUGCUGGUCUCAGCGGGGGUUGCCAGCGGCUGGCGUCCUCCGGGCCCCAGCGCUUUAGAUGAGAGAUGUCGUGUGCUUUUCGGGGGGGUGUCCCCACCCUGCAAAGCCUUAAGCACGUGCUUACUUUUAAGCUCACGGAUAGUCUCAUAGAACUCCGCGUGUCAUUAAAAUUGAGCGUGUGCAUAAGUGCUUGCAGGAUACUUGCUACUAGGGUGACCAGAUGAUGAUUUUAUAGGGACAAUCCCAAUUUUGGGGGCUUUUUCUUAUAUAGGCACCUAUUAUCUCCCACCCCCGUCCCGGUUUUUCACACUUGCUACCUGGUCACCCUACGUGCUACUACUUGUAUUUUACAUCUACGUACUUUUUAAAAUCGUGCUUAAUUUUUUUAGUGGCUUGACAGCAACCAUUAAAAAGAAAUUAAUUCUCCCCUGGAAAGGUAGAUAUAAACUGGCCACUUCAACAUUUUUAAGCAGUCUUUAAAAAGAGUUCUGCACUUGGUGAGGAAGGAACUUUCUGUUUUUCUGUUGGUGGUGGUGGUUGUUUUUUAAUCUAGGAUCAUUUUUUGAGAUGGUGCCCAGUCCUGAAUUAUUUGUGCACAGAAAACUCCAUCAACUUCUACUCCGUUGACUUUGAUGGUGAUUUUAGGUGCUCAAGGCAAACAAGAUCGGAACCUUUUGUCUGCAAAUGGUAGCAGUGGGGUAUGUUGAAGAGUUGAAGGAACUUGCAAACUUGCAUAACUUUUUGUAGAAUACACCUGUUGGACGAACUAAAUGGCUCCAAAAGGCAAAAUAAAAAAAAAGAAAUACAAGUGCUGCCCUUGUUUGUCAUCACCAUCUUUGCAGGAAGAUGCCGCUGGAGAGCAGCUUACACAGUUUGAACCAGAUGAAGAAAUUAAACUUUUAUAUCAGUUUGGAAGCUAUCUUGAUUACAUAGAAACUCCCCGAAAAGAUCAUGGCAAAGUGAAAGGCAAAUCCAAAAAGCAUGGAAGAGAAUGGAAGACACAGGAAAUCGAAAGGAAAAAUAAGCCUGAUCUUUGCAACAGAAAGGAAAAUGUGGGUUUGUGUGAAGAAAACACUGCCAAUGACACUGAUCUUAAAAAGAAUAAAAUUCUUAAAAAGAACAAACAUGAUACUAAAGCAAAAAGUCAUUUGGAUUCAACAAAAAAAACCUUUUGCAAUAAGCAAAACUCCUUUGUCCCCUGGCCUUUUGUUGAAAAGAAAGCAAAGAAAAUAAAGCUAUUUCAAGAUAACAAAGUAAUUGAUGGUAAUGAAGAGAGCUCUAAAGAGGUAUAUCACAAACAAUAUUCUAAAAAUUCUAGAAUGGUUCAGAAGAAUAAUACUCAAGGCAAACAAAAACGUCUCUGCCUUCCCUCAUCACAUAAUUCUUUUGUAACUGAGAAUGGUAAACAUAAUGAAUUAAAUUGUAGAAAUAGUUCUUGGUCUCAGACAACUUGCAAACGUGAAGGUCUUGAUUCUAGUGUGCAUUACUUUAGUGGUGGAAUCAUAGCAGGUUUUAAAAAGCAUAGGAAAUUGGAUAAGGAAGUCCCUGUUGGCUGUUUACUAGGCUCCAACACUACUGAAAUAAACAGCUGCACUAGUAGUACAGAGCCUCUUUUGUCAUCUAGUCCAGCAGCUCUGGAAAUUAAAACUUAUGACUCAGAAGAUGAAUUCAAUGUGGAAACCCUGAGGGAUAAGGCAGCUUCUCAUAUGAACUCAAAAACUGAAGCAAUAUGCAGCAGCGUUGAUCUUAGUCAAGAGCUUUUUAUAACCCAGAAGUCUUUUUUACCAGUGCAAAUUCCCAAUAAUAGCAGUACUUGCUUAUCCCUCUACAGUCAAAACCAUGCUAAAGAUGCAAGUGUAGAAAGAAAGUUUAAACAAAAAAUCUCUACAGAUACUUUGGAAUUUUCUCAGAUGUCUUCAAAUAGAGAAACAUGUGAUGAACACAGUCAGUUUUCUCAGAAGGGUUUGACACCAAGUAGGGGUAGGAAGUCAGCUACAAGAGAAUGUGCAAUUCAGACAGAAGACUUUUUCAGCUCUCCAGCACUUGCUUCCUCCUUAAGAAUGAGAGAGAGAUUUACAGAUUGCCAUGAACAACCAGUGGACCUCAGUUUGCCUUACAGAAUUAGGUCAAGUGCUGAGAAUACAGGAAGGCUGUCCUUGGGGGGUGCAGGUGAUGGUGUUCAUGUAUCUUCCAAACACACAUUAGAGCCUGUGUGUCAUAUAGAAAAUCAUCCUGCUGGUCCAGUGUUUGAGGAGGAAAGAGAAAAUCAUGUGAUCACUCAGUCUCAAAAAUCAGAUGAGGUGAAAUACAUUCAGAUGCUGCUUAAUUCAUCCUAUUUCUUUAAAGUGAAAGGUGAUUCAGAUAAUAUAGUUUCUAGAACACAGUUAGUGAAGCCAAAGUUAGGAAACAAAAAAAAGAAUAGUUGUAGACAGUACAAGACAGGAGAAAUCCUAGCCGAGAAGGGUAUUAGUCCUACACAUCUGAAUAAAUAGUGUGCCUAUAGACACAUUCUUUAUAUAUUUUUUUUCAAAGUGAUUUUUGAUUUCAAAGACUGCUUUAUUCAUUAUUUCAGAACAGCAGAAGAUAGCAGGUAGGCUGGAAAGAAGUACAUUUGAAAUUAUAGCAGGUAAAGUUUUAAUUUACUUUACUGAAUUCAGCCUUCACACUGGGCCUUUUCUCCACAAUAACUUGCAUAACUUACACCAUCUGUGCUGCUUAUCUAUUUUCACCUAUCACCUGUUAAACUACACUCAUGUUGUAGCUUUAACUUUGGACCAAGUAAUCCUGUGUAUUACGUAUGUUGUGAGAACAUAUCUUCUCAUAAAACUUCAAAGUGAAUAGUUUAACGAGAUCCUCAAAUGAAUCAUAUACUACUCAGUUACUAUGUUGUUCUAGGUUAGGGUUAGCUGUAGUCUAAGUCUGUAAUUGAAAAGAAAGUUGUUUUAUUUCCCCCAAAUUUAUACUGCAUAAUUCAAAUAAAUAGGGAAGGUGUUUAAUCAAACAUUACAAAGAAUGUAAUGUUUUUUAUUGGUGCACCUAUAGCAGCACCUAUAAUGGUGAACAAGGACAGUCAUGAAAAAAGACACAACUGUGUAUCUCCUGGUGAAAGAAUGACACCUUCAGGUCCUGACCUAAUUUAUUGUAGAGUAGGUCAGGUAAUAUUUUUUUUGUUUCCCUUUUCUAGACAUACCUGGCAAGCUUGCACUUAUCUAGAAAUGUGUGAAAUACUGGUGGUUCUGGGUUGCCUCAAUCAAAUGCAGUACUGUUCAGAUUUUUUUGGUAUCUACUUGACUUCAGAUUUGUUGUUUUUAUUCUUACAGUUAAACCUCCAGGUUUCAGAGCAUGAGAAAUAAAUAUUUUAAAAUUAAAACGUAUGUAAUAGUCCUCCAGAUGACAGCGGUAUUAAGAAAAAUAGUUCACUGUGUUAAUUAUUCUUCAUACAUAUGUGGUAGAUUAUAUAUUCUUACCUUCUGCAUACAUAUAUUAUAAUAGUUAAUUAUAAAAAUGUGUAGCAUUUUGAAAUUAAAUAUUGCCUUUUAUUAAACAAAACUGUUCUUUACUGUGACUGUAGAAGAUAGUAUUUUUGAAGGUGACAGAAGUGCUCUACAUUUUAAAAUUCAGAACUUAAUUUAUAUACAGGGAACAUUCCUCAUUGUCCUUUACCCAGCAACCUGAACCAUUUGAUGUCUCUUUUUCUUUUUAUCUACAAAUGUGAACCUGCUUAAAUACUUUAGAGAGUUUCAGUAAAACUUUGCUAACCUGUUUUUCCUUUAUUCUUGCACUUCAUUUUAAACCCAAAAAUGGUUUUUCCUUAAAUUCUCAGCAAAAAUGUAAUGGUGCUAUAGGUCUCAUGCUAUGAAGACUUCAUUAUUUAUAUAAAAUGUGAUACAUACAUUUCCUAGUAUACAUUGACUUCUCAUAAAUUGAGUUAAGCUACAUUUUUCAAAAGAAGUGACCAAAGUAUGUUUAAUUCAUUAUAUU